Tachyglossus aculeatus (Australian echidna) is the source of this 1686-nucleotide messenger RNA. RefSeq names its product olfactory receptor 14A16-like. Lineage: Eukaryota; Metazoa; Chordata; Mammalia; Monotremata; Tachyglossidae. Gene Ontology annotation, biological process: G protein-coupled receptor signaling pathway. Gene Ontology annotation, molecular function: odorant binding; olfactory receptor activity; G protein-coupled receptor activity. The record is from RefSeq and is a predicted model, not a curated record. Gene Ontology annotation, cellular component: membrane.
AUGACACUGCUGUCCGGCACAGGGGAUCAGCAUCAUCUCCCAGAAAUGACCAACAUCUCCAUGGUGACCGAAUUCCUCUUCCUGGGGUUCUCUGACAUCCAGGAGCUGCAGCUGCUCCAUGCCACUCUGUUCUUCCUUGUCUACCUAAUGGCCCUUCUGGGGAAUCUCCUCAUCGUUGCUGUCACCACCCUCGACCAGCGACUCCACACCCCCAUGUACUUCUUUCUCCAGAACUUGUCCUUCAUAGACCUCUGCUACAUUUCUACCACGGUACCCAAAUCCAUUGCCAACUCCUUGACCGGUGACAGCUCCAUCUCCUUUCUGGGUUGGGUCUCCCAGCUCUUCCUAGUGGUCUUGUUUGCCGGUUCAGAGUUUUAUGUCCUCACCGCAAUGUCUUAUGACCGCUAUGCCGCCAUCUGCUCCCCCCUCCGCUAUGAGCUCAUCAUGAACAAAACAUCCUGUAUGCGCACGGCAGCAGCAUCAUGGCUUAGUGGGGGUCUGCUUGGGGUCUUGUUUUCAGCUUCUACCUUCUCCCUGACCUUCUGUGGAUCCAAUGCCGUCCAGCAGUUCUUCUGUGAUGUCCCCCCUCUGCUGAAGAUCUCCAGCUCUGAAGUCCACAUUGCCAUUGAUGUGAGUUUGGCUGCUGGGUUCUUCUUGUCUGCUGUCUGCUUCACUUACAUCACCCACUCCUAUGUCUUGAUCUUCUCAGCCGUGCUGAGGAUGCCGUCCUCCGAGGGCCGAACCAAAGCCUUCUCCACCUGCCUGCCCCAUCUCACUGUCAUCAUCAUUUUUCUCUUCACUGGAGCAUUUGCCUAUCUCAAACCACCUGCAGCCUCGCCGUCGGCUCUGGAUCUGCUGGUUUCCAUGUUCUACACUGUGGUGCCCCCCACUGUGAACCCCCUCAUUUACAGCCUGAGGAACAGGGACCUGAAGGCUGCCCUGGGCAGGUUCCUAAGGGGAUAUUCCCCCAGCAUCCAUUCUGGGACAAAAUGUCCGUGUCCAUGCACGAAUAAUCCCCUACCACCCUUUAAAAGAGGAAUUGCCCUUAGACAUAAUGAUAUAUACCACUUACCCAGAGGCCCAAACAACAAGUCAGGAUAUUCAGGGUUUGUCAAGACCAACAGCACUACCAUCAACUCCUCCAUGCAGGAAUGUUGGGUGAAUGCAAUGCAGAUUCAUGGUGCAGGUGAAGGGUUUAAAGGAGAGGAGAGAUACUGCCUUAGCGAUGCCUUGUCUUGUCUUAUGCUGUCGAGUCGUCUCCUACCUAUCAGUGGGCACAUGUCUUCCAGAACACCCCAUUCUCCAUCUAGCUAUUUGUCCUCACUGCAAUAUCCUUUGACUACUAUGCCACCAUUCUGCUCCCCUUUGCGUUAUGAGCUCAUCAUGAACAAAACUGCCUGUGUGCGCUUAGUAGCAGCGUCAUGGCUCAAUGGGGGUCUGUUUGGAGUUAGGCUUUCAGCUUCUACAUUCUCCCUGAACCUUUAUGGGUCCAAUGCUGUCCAGCAGUUUUUCUGUGACGUCCCCCCUAUGUUGAACAUCUCCUGCCCUGAGGACCACAUUGCCAUAGAUGUGAGUGUGGUUAGUGUGAUAGUCUUAGAUGGCAUCUGUUUCUUUUUCAUCAUCUUCUCCUAUGUCCGCAUCUUCUUAGCCGUGCCGAGGAUGCUGUCCUCCGAGGGCUGGGCCUAA